AUGGGAAGCGAAUGGGAUGCAUUUAUCGAAGGGGCCAUUACGAGCUUGAACUUAUACCAGUACCUUCCGAAACGUUUCACUGAUGAGCUGAACGUGAUACAACGCUUAUCGAACUUUACGUCCCGCGCCGAAUUGCAAGAUUGGCUUUGCCAACUGCCAAACAUUCUUCCAGCUGGAGAAGCAUCAUCCAACGAGCUACGUACAAAGGGAAACGCGAUGUUCAAACACAAAUCCAGCAAUCAUCUGGUACUUGCAGCGUAUAACAAAGCAAUCCUUGCUGCCCCAGCCGGUUCGCGAGCGUUGGCAUUGAGCCAUGCCAAUCGUGCCGUUGUGCUUAUUCGCUUAGGACGGUAUCGGGAAGCGUACGAGGAUUGUCAGCUAGCAUUGGAUGGAGAUUAUCCGGCGGAAAAGCGCCUCAAAGUUUACUUCCGCCAGGCGGAAUGUGCAGAAAGUAUGAACGAUCACAGUAAGCUGGGUCCGAUUGUCGACGGUAUAUCACAGAUAGCAGAUGGCGAUCUGUCACAAGUGCUAUCGAAGGGCGAACGGGUCAAGUUACAAACACUCCAGACAAAAUAUGAUGCAGUUGAGAAGCGUUCGGUUGAAGCUGCAACACGGAGUGAUGAUAGUAAUUUUCUUGCAUACGUUAAGAUAUGUUCAAACCGUGAAGGAGGACGCCAUGCUAUUGCGCAGGACACACUUCUUACAGACCAUAUCGUUGCCAGGGAAACGGCCGUCUCCUUCGUGCCAGUGUAUGAUCCUAACGUACGCAAUACGUACGACUGCCAAAAGUGUGCCAAAGUCAAUGUGAUCCCUUUUCCGUGUUCCACCUGUGGAAGCGCAUGCUACUGCAGCAUCCAGUGCAGAGACGAUCACCGGCCCGUGCACCGUUUUGAGUGUACCGGGUAUCAGAAACGUUUGUGGCAUUUCAUUGGCAUCGCACAUUUAGGGAUGCGCAGCUUUCUGGACGGAUUCGAUACGAUUCGUAGCAAAAUGUUGAAGCUAUGCGAUGAAAAAUGUGAUCCAAAAUUUGAUGUGUGGCUUACGGAUGUAACCAGUGGUGGAGAAAAACAGUUUGGCCAUUAUAAACAGGUGUUGGGGUUGGUAACUAACUUCCACCGAAUGGACCCAGAUGAUGUGCUGCGUUAUGCAUUGGCCGGUCUGAUGCUCUCCAUUUAUCUGUUCGAGUUUACACCAUUUUUAAGCGCAUAUGGUUUAACGCAGGGGAUCGAUCGAUUGCGCCAUUGCUGUGCAGCGCUAAUAAUGCGUCACAUUGGUCAAUUGGUAUGCAAUGGGCAUGCGAUCAGCGAACUACGUGCAAAAUCGUCAUGUGCCAGCUCCUACGGAGGACACCGGGAAGCAUUUGUUUUGCUGCAGGAAGAUAACUUCCUUCCGCAAGCUGGAUUGCUGCAUCUUUGCUUUAGCAGUUCGCGUAUAUUCACGGCGAUAUUUCCCCAAAUAAGUAUGUUUAACCAUGAUUGCAAUCCAAACAUUCGCAAUCACUUUGAUCGAUCUACGCUCACGGUUUAUGCUACCCGUAAAAUACCACAAGACAGUGAAGUUGUAAACUGUUACGGUCCCCAUUAUAAGCUUAUGCCGCGGGACAUGCGCUUAAUGCAUCUUAAGCAGCAGUACUGUUUCGACUGUUACUGUGAUCGAUGCCGCGGUGGAGACGAUAUGUUCCUGAGCAAGUACAAUGUGAUCUGUUGUAGUGUUUGUUGGCAGCAGUUUUCCAUGGAGCUAAAUAUGGAGCACUUGCUGGCAGGUAACAGCGUAUUCUGUACCCAUUGUUCCGCCGCAAUCGAUACCGAUUGGGUCAGAAUAUUUGAGCAAAUGGAUGAUGAUCAAGAAUAUGUGGACAGGGAUUUCCAACGAAUUGUGACACUAUAUGACAGGUGCGAACAAACAUUAGUAGGCUUUAAUCAAACAAAGGCCGACGUACUGGACGCAAUACUGCACACCUACACGAAACAUGCAACCAUGAACCACUUUUUACAUUCUGCCUUGCAGAAAUAUGCAAUGGAACUUGUUUCCAGUAGACGGGAACGGUAUGAUAGAAUGAGCCUAGAAUUCUUAACCGCCUGUUCCUAUCUGCUAGAUCUGUGGGCCAUGCUGUAUCUGGUUAAUGGUCAUGUACCGGUAGAGCUAUCAAAAGAGGAGCACACUGCACUGAAAGACUUUCGUGCCGCAAUCAGCAUUGUCGGAAUGGAGAAUCGUAUACUAAUUUUAGAUUAUGCGGAACAAUUUGUAAUAUUAAAUGAAGAAACUAGAGAUUAG
This is a messenger RNA of Anopheles maculipalpis, 2274 nucleotides long. Its product is annotated as SET and MYND domain-containing protein 4-like. The transcript has 6 exons. The coding region runs from base 1 to 2274 and encodes 757 amino acids. The record is from RefSeq and is a predicted model, not a curated record. NCBI's taxonomy places the organism in Eukaryota, Metazoa, Arthropoda, Insecta, Diptera, Culicidae. Gene Ontology annotation, molecular function: protein binding.